AUCAAGAUUUGAAGUCGAACUGAAUAGCUCAUAGAAAAUGACACUCACAAGAACUCUUACAAAACUGGAGUAAAGUUUGGUUUAAAAUUCAACAGCAGACUACACAGUCACAGUGGUGUUUUUAAAGUCUUUACCUUCCAGAUAUUUAAUAUAGAUUUAGAUUCUAGAUCUAGUUAAAAUUCCGGCUGUAUUUACGAUAGUGUCGAUAGUAGGAUCUGAGAAAUAUUUUUGUUAGUAUAACUAAUUUAUAACCGUCUGUUAACUUCGAAUGUAAUAAAUCUUAAACACCUGCUUGCUAAACAACUACGGCGUGCCAAGAAGUAUCAAGUAGGCCUAUUAUUUGGUGUUUCACUCUUAUAGCAUUACAUAUUGACUAAAGAACUGUGGCGCUACAGCCCAUGGAGGGAUCUGGCCUGCUUCAACACAUCCUUCCAUUGAAAUCUCUCCUGGGCCUUUGUAUCCACGUCCUAACCCCAAGCUGUUACAGAUCUGCCUCCACAUCAUAAUGUUAGUAGAUCUGUUUCAUCAUCAUGGUUCUUUGUGGAAAUCGUUGCCAGGCUCUCAUAAGUCUGUAUUCUUUUAGACUUUGAUGGAUGAAACUAACUAUUUCAAAGGCCACAUGCUGUAGAAGUUGUCUUCCUUGUAGUAGCCUGCUGGUAGCAAGAAGACAUGUCUAGUCAUUACAGCUCUUCCACAAGCUCUCUGAGCUCUGGUGCCGACAUCAACCUGUUACCUAAGCACAGGAUCAAGUGCUUGACUGACCAAAUCAAAGUUGGGAGCCAGAAUUUCCAAUCAGCUACAGAUGCUCUCACAACCUACUUACAACAGUUUGAGGAACUCUCCAUCAAUGGCAAUCUGAAAAAAUUGGACAACUUCCUGACUAGUCCACUCUUGGAAGCUUAUCUGGCUGAGAAAAGACCCAUCAAGAAAGACAGCUUAACUUUAACUGGAGCUGGGCAAAAGUGCAAUCACUCUAAAGCCAUUGAAGAUGUGGAGAGCCUACUUACUUCCAAGGUUGAAAAGCCUCUCAAAGAUGAACUAUCAGACUCGGAGUACCAGAGUAGAUUGGCACAACUUUUGCAACAAUCUUCAUCUCAAAAACAGCCAAAAACUGGACUUCAAGAAGAAGUUGAAGCUGCUUUAUUAAGAUCUGCAAAACUUUUAGAAAAAGUUGGCCAGGACAAUAAACAAUCACCACAGACAACAGCUUCAAGUGAAAUAAGUAAUGUUUCGACAGAGUUACUUCUAGCCAAUUCUUCCUUUUACCAAUCAAACAAUUUAGAACUUCCAGAGAAUCACAAUAAACAUAAUUAUUCAUAUCAUGUCAAGAAAUCACAACCUCGAUUGCUCUCAACCAAUACUCAUGCACCGAUUUCUUACACUAACCUUUAUCGGUCUCGUGAAAGAAAGAAACGUUCUUCAAUCGGUGCAUUAUUAUCUUCUUUACAGCGUUCUAACUCACUGUCUUCAGCUUUGUCCAAACAGCAAAAUAAAACUAUUUCCGAAGGAUCUCUUCGUUGUCGCUCAGCUUCUCCAGCUCCUACAAGAGAAACCAUUACUCUACAUAAAAGCAUUGUUCCUAGCUGGAUAAAAGAAGAAAACACUUCUGAUAUUUCUGACUCUAUCUGGCAGCCAAAAGUUGAUGGAAUGUUAAACUUCCCAAGCUCAUACAGUCUACACAGUGUGCCAUCAGUUGGCCUUAAGUCUCAGCUGAAUGCAGAUUCUCAAACAGGGAUACAACUCACUGACUUGGCAACAAGCACUGUCUAUACUCCUAGCCUAGAUACUAGUUCUCUAGGCAUUGAUGGUCUACAUCACAGACCAAUAACUAAGGAGCCACAGAAACAUUCAACACCUCUGACCUACUUGAAUAAUAGGUCAACCACCAAACACCUACUUCAGAGUAAAAACUUGAGCAAUGAUUUGCAAACUGAGGAGUUUCUGAACAGUGUCACUCUUCCACAAACAGCAAAGUUAAAGCAGUCUCUUGAAGACUUAACAUUUUCAUCUGAAAACUAUCAAUGCCACAGACCUGUUUCUCCCAGUUCAUCAGAUUCAAGUCUUGACACUCUGUCCCUACUUGCUGGUAGAACUAAACCUACUGUCUCAUCAGCCAUCAAUGGAGCAAGUGGAGGAGGUCCUGGAGUAACAUUCUCUCCAGAUUAUGAAUCAGAAGGAUUAGAUGGGGAUAGAUCAUGGGAGAAAGUUACUAACUAUAAAGCUCCAGUCCAUAUAGAAAACAUUGAAACAGAAAACAGUGCACUCUCUACUAAUGGCCAGAUGGCUCAUGAGAACUUCCAAGGAACUUUUUCAGGACGAAAACAGCCAGGCAGCAUGGAAGCAUUGAAAAACAUGCUUUUUAAAUUACAAGCUGAAGAAAAGUCCACACGCAGUCAGCAUACAAAGGCUGAAGAGAGAUGCGAAGUAGAGUCUCAAAAUCUAACAGACAAUGAAGUCAACUUACCAGCAUUGCAAGAUUAUGAUUUUAGUCAAGAACCUGGAGGUCAUUCGCUAGAACAGGCACUUAUCCAUUUAAAUCGUUUGAAAGAACUGGUCAAGAGUACACAAGUUGCUACUGGGUCUGCUUUAAAAAUCUAAAUGUAUCCAUUUUUGUGAAUAAUUUUUAAUGACAUUAAUUGUGAAAAUUGAAAGAAAGAAAAGAAAAAAAUUAAAAGUAUUUUGAUACUUGGCCACUUAAAAAUUGAAAUUUCAGGAAUGUAGUAUAGCAUGUUUUGUUUGAUAUUUGUAUAAAGUGAAUUACUAGAUCUAUUACCAUGUGGACUUCUGUUUGUAUCAGUAUCUGUGAUUCAAAGCUGGAUAUCAAAAUCAUUUAAAUUGCCAUCUAUUCCAUGUUGUUCUAGAUAGAUUACAUUAUCAAAUACAGUUUCCUAUGCAGUUGUGAUGUGUUAUACUUGUACAUAAUAAAGAUUAUUAUUAUUAUUUCCAAUUGGGAUGAUAGAUUUAAUGGAUUCUUUUUCCCUACAUGAACAUGAUACACUCUAUAAUGAAUAAUGCACAAAAAUCAAUCCAUGAUUGGGAAUUCCAAACAUUUGAAUUAAAUAAAUCCAACAAGAAUAAUUAUGUAUUUGAAUCACACUAUUGAAUUCACAAUGAAAUAGCUUUGUUCAGCAAAACUAGAUAAAAUAAGCAACUAAUGAACCCUUCCACUCAAUACUAUUCUUUUUAUACUAUUUCACCAGUCCCUUAGAUAUUUCUAGAGAAUGCACUGUUAGAUCACGUGAAGUUUCUGAUCUAAUUCCAGCUGUACUAGUCAUUACUUUAAAGUUUAAAUAAAUGAACACAUAAUAAAUAAUUGAUGUCCUAAACUUUUCCCUUCUUAACAAUACCAGAACAUUUUAGGGAAUAACAUCAUUCUAAUGACAAUUUUCACGUGAACAAGGUUAGGUCAUCUGUGCCUAAUACUGUUGACAAUCUAAACCCUAAACAGCUCUUCUUCAUGUGUUACCUUUGAAAAACAUAUAGGGUCAGUCUGUACUGACCAUUCAAGUGUUAGCUCUUUGUAUGCAAUAAAACUGACCAACUGACCUCCAGUAGUAAAAUUGCUGCCAGAGUAAAACUGAAAAGCAGCCAAUAAUAACAUUAAGAUUACACCAGUAUAUUGUGACAUGUUACAUUGAAUCAGAUAACAUUUGUGAAAGCAAUGCUUAAGAAUAAGGCAGUUUUUAUAAGUAUUUGUAUGUUCAAGUUUAUAUCCCUCUGUGCUACAAGAAUUAAAAAUGGAAUCUAUUGGCCAACAUAUUUAUGAACAAGUAAAUUAUGUUUAUAUCUCUAUUGCAUGGCAAGGUCAAGGCUUGUCAGUUUUAUGAUUAUUUCAUCAUAACAAUACUGAAAAGAAUGUGACUGAGAAAUUGGUUCAGUCUACACACACAUCUAAUUUUAAUCUCUGUUGCUUUUUAAUAUUUGAUUUUUAGCACAUCUGCACAUUUUAAAAUCAGAAAUGUGAAGCAUGCAGGCAACUAAUGUCAGGUACAACUGUAUAGACUCCCAUUGUAAAUAAAUCAUUAGUGCCCUUAACUUAUCUUGGUUAAUAUUUAUAUUCUUCCACUGAAAGAUUGUUGGACUUAUAGUGUUAGUAUAAAAGCCAUUGUCUGGUGGCAAGGUGAUUGACUUAAACAAUCUCUAAAACUUGUAGCAUAUUGAACUCCUAUAGCACUAGAUGUAUAAAUAUAACUUUUAGUAAAAAUUAUUUCAAAAGGAAAACUGGACUUUUUAAACUUUUAACAUUCAAGUACUAUGUGCAAAAACUUAAACAAUUACUAAGUUUAAGUUGCAUUAAGCACAUUAUUAGUAUAAUUUGUUUUGAUUGCAUCUAUACCACAUAUCAGUUGGAAUCAAUUAGGGUGGUUGCAAUAGUUUUUGUAAGCAGCUGUAUUUAGGUAUAAAUAACUUUUUUUUUUUGAGAGCCUACUGCUUAUAUUACAUUUUACAAAAUUUGUUAUAUACAUUUUAUUGUAGCAUACAUUUAUUUCAUGUAAUUUGUUUAUUAUUAUUCAUACAGUAUACUGAUUUGAUAAUAGCACAUAAGCAUCAACGAAUGUAUUCAAUUUAUUUUGUAAACAUUAAUGUUAGAUUUCCAAGUCUCAAAUUUUUUUAAAUUUUGUUUUAAUUGGUUACUGGAAAUGAUUUAAAUAAAAUAAUAUUUUUAGA
This is a messenger RNA of Biomphalaria glabrata, 4668 nucleotides long. RefSeq lists its product as uncharacterized. Lineage: Eukaryota; Metazoa; Mollusca; Gastropoda; Planorbidae. The transcript is spliced from 10 exons. The record is from RefSeq and is a predicted model, not a curated record. Bases 670 to 2598 code for a protein of 642 amino acids.